Molecule: messenger RNA, 938 nt
Organism: Elgaria multicarinata webbii
Lineage: Eukaryota; Metazoa; Chordata; Lepidosauria; Squamata; Anguidae
Gene: MRPS18B
Product: mitochondrial ribosomal protein S18B
Exons: 7
Coding region: 42-818 (258 amino acids)
Biological process (GO): mitochondrial translation
Cellular component (GO): mitochondrion; ribosome
Molecular function (GO): structural constituent of ribosome
Source: RefSeq, a predicted model, not a curated record
UCAGAGCUAUGGCGCAUGCGUAAGUUUAUUCGUACCUCAAGAUGGCGGCCGCUAGUUGCACCAUGCUGCUGAGCAGGACCAUCGGCGAUUUAGUGGUCCGCGCGGUAUUUAGGAGACCUGUCUUUGACCAGAACUUACCCAGAACUUCCCUCCUGAAGGCUGGACCAUUGCCAUUCCGUCUUUACAGCACUGAAACCAGCCCAGAUGAACCCACAGAACCGGUUGCUGAUGACACUGAGUCACGUUUUAAAGAGAAGCCAUGGGAGUACUUGGAGAGUGAAGAAUACAUAGAAAGAUAUGGCAACAAUCCUGUCUGGUUUGGCUAUAGGCGAAAUCACAAGGGUCAGAUUCCACCACAGAAGACCAGAAAAACUUGCAUUAGAAGAUCGCAUGUGUGUGGGAAUCCCUGCCCAAUCUGCAGAGACCAAAACCUCUUAUUGGAUUAUAGAAAUGUGAAACUUCUGGAACAGUUCAUCUGCCCCCAUACGGGCAUCAUCUAUCAUCCAACGCGCACAGGUGUCUGUAUGAAGAAGUAUAAGCAUCUGACCACAGCCAUUGAGCAGGCUAGAGACAUUGGCCUUUUAUCCGUCGCCAUCUCCUUCACCAGUUUCCAAAGUGAGGAUCACAGCAACCAGCAUCCAGCUGUCACCAAGACCCCUCCAUCUCCAGCUCUACAGAGCCAGUCGGCAUGGUAUGAGUGGUACGACUGGCAUCAGCCCCCAGAGAAGGACAUUAAACGGAUCAGGAGGAUUUACAAGGACUACCUGAAGGAAGAAAGCAAGCAGCCCUCCAUGAAUCAGGCAGACAGCAACAGUUAGAAUCGAACAAUUCCACUUGGCAGUUGUUCUCGAAAAGCCUCUGAAGGGCAAACCAGCUGUGACUUUGGCUACCUUUCCCCCUCCCUCUCAUCUUGCAGCCAAUAAAGCCCUUAUCAGUGA